AGUAUGGUGAACUUUCGCUCACCACCAAUCCCGCCUACAGCCUCUACAAUACACCACAACGCGCGCCUGCUGCCCAACGCCCAGUCUAUACCGCGCCACCACCACUACUCUCCACACGCACUCCACCCAACAUUUACACGCGCAUACCCGGUCGCUCUUACCUGCCCGCCUAUGAGACGCGCACCUCACCCACCUCCCCCUAUGGGUCGACAACCACUUGCACCAUGCCACUACUGGGCGGUCAAUCGAACGGCUCCUUGCAGACGAAUAGCAGCACACAGGGCAGCUGCUCGGGUGGUGUAGGCGCCGCCGGUGUUUGCGGCAGUCUUACUAGCAACGCUAGCAGCGGCAUGCAUUGUAAUACACUACCCCAUCCAGGCGCCUUGCAGCAUCACGCCUCGAUGGCGGCCGCAGUCGCAGCGAUGGCUUCGAUGGCAACAAAUGGUAUACCAACCGCGCUCACCUCAUCGAUGACAUCGGGGAAUAUUAGUCUCGCCGCAACACAAACGCUGCUCACCUCACCGCGCACGCACAAUGCAGCGACCGGUGGCGGCAUGGGUGCGCUGUCGCUAAGUGGCAUAAAUAUGGGCACGGGUGCGGUAGCGGGUGCCGGUGUGGGUACGUGUGCGGGUGUUGGCAUGGAUACGACAGCAAUGUCGUCCGCUACAACAACGUCAGCCGGCACACCGCUGCUCAACUCAUCAUCAGCGCUGCUGGGUAGCGGCAACUAUGAGACAGUGGGCUCAUGAGAAUUACCGAAAGAGGACAUUAAGUGUCAGUUUGUAUGCAUCGGUGGGAGCAGUACGUGUACGAGCAACACGGAGCGCACCACAAUCGUCUAGUGUGACAAUCGCUAGGAAGGGGAGCCGGCAGGAGGAGGAGCUGAUGCCAAAAUUGGCGCAUUGUGUAAAAACUUGUAAUUUAAAUAUUUAGUAAGUGAGUAUGUUUAUUUUAAGCAUUUCGUUUAAAAUUUUUUCGCUAAAAAGUUACAAAUCAAUGCUGAGUUGCGGAAUUGAAAAUUUCGUUGUAUUCGCUUAACGCUACCUAAGGUAAAAGCCGGCAAGCUUAAUUCAGGCAUUUUCAAAAGAAAAUAUAACAAUUUCUAAUUUUUACGAAUAUUUUAAAUUAAGAAAAAAUAAAUGUCUAUUUUUGAAAUAUUUUUUUUCUUCAUAUACAUAUAAUUUUUCGGCAUAGUGGCAUGAGUAUGUAUUACGAUUAUAUUUUCUGAAAAUAGCCUGAGAAGAUUUCUAAUUUUUAAGUCAAGGUGAACAAAAAACAACAAGACUUCCAAACGAAAUAAAUCGUGAAGCGCUGGUGGAACUGGCAGCCAUGUUGUAUGUAUGUAUUGUAGUCCAUGUAGAGUAAUUCACUUAGAAUUAGUUAGUAUACGAAAUUAGGCUUAAAAAAUGAAAAAGUAAAAAAUAAGGCAUAAAAUGAAGUACCUACGCGCAAAACUUAAUUAGUUUGUAUCAUAAGUAUAUACAAAUAUGUUACUAAAUACAGGGUCCUGAAGAUGAAUAGGCACACGACAAUUUAACCGGUUUCGGUUAGUUUUCCUUUGCUAAUUCAGUGUUUAUUAUUUUUUUAUGUUCAAAUUUUUAACUUUGUACAAAAAUUAAGAAAAUUCAACGAAGUUGCAUCAAAA
Molecule: messenger RNA, 1645 nt
Organism: Rhagoletis pomonella (apple maggot)
Lineage: Eukaryota; Metazoa; Arthropoda; Insecta; Diptera; Tephritidae
Molecular function (GO): protein binding
Source: RefSeq, a predicted model, not a curated record